AUGAGUUUUUCCACUGCCAUUGCCCGGAGUCACGUCCGGCCAUGGUCCUCAUCCUCAUCCUCAUUGCACAUGGCCGCGGCCACAGGCACAACUACCGCCAACGCCAAUGCUAACGCUCACGCUGCAGCCUCGGUCGGUACCGCGACGCCGGCAAGACGAACACGAAUAGGGAGCGUUCCUAUUGGAAAGUUAAAAUCGCGGGGUCUAAAUUUGUCCCGACAUCUCUUGCACCCCUCGUCCCCCACGUUGCGAUCACGAUCACGACCACGAUCACCGUCACUGUUACCGUCGCUGUUAGCCUCGACCUCGAUCCCGAGAACUACCUUGAGUUUUACCUCUGCAUUUUCAUCUUCAUCUUCAUCCUCAAUUCCCCAGAUCGCGGUCGUCACAUCGUCGCUCUCGCAGAGGAGGCUCUUUUCCAGCACCCCAUCCCCGUUCGCCAUGACCGCAACCAAGAUCAAUGGCACCGCCAUUGCAAAAAGUGUUCGUGAGAGCGUACGUGCGCAAAUCGAGGCUUCGCAAAAGAUAAAUCCCAGAUACAAGCCUUCCUUCAGGAUUAUUCAGGUUGGUGGAGUGUCGGAGUCCUCAACAUAUGUUCGCAUGAAGCUAAAGGCUGCUAUAGAGGCAAACAUUGACUGCGAACUUGUCCAAUUUCCCGACACCGUCACCGAGGCCGAGCUUAUCGAUCAAAUCAUCCGCAUGAAUGAAGACGAUGCAAUCCACGGAAUUAUUGUCCAGCUACCCCUCCCCGAAAAUAUCGACGAUGGCAAAGUCACCUCGGCCAUUGCAGAUGAGAAGGAUGUGGAUGGCUUCAGCACAUUCAAUGUCGGCGAGCUGGCAAAGCGCUACGGACACCCUUUCUUUCUCCCAUGCACGCCUAAAGGUGUGAUGCUCCUACUCGAACAGAGCGGCGUAGAUCUCAAGGGUAAAAAUGCCGUGGUUCUCGGACGCAGCGACCUUGUAGGCGUUCCCGUCAGCCAUCUCCUCCUAAAAGCCGACGCCACAGUUACCAUGUGCCACUCGCGGACGGCGAAUGUCGAGAACCAUAUAAGACAAGCAGAUGUGGUCAUCGUCGCAAUUGGACAGCCAAACUAUGUCAAGGGCGAGUGGCUGAAGCCUGGCGCCGUGGUAAUUGACGUUGGAACUACCUACAUUCCCGAUGACACCAAAAAGUCGGGCGUAAGACUAGUUGGUGAUGUCCAUUUUGAGUCAGCCUCAGAAGUCGCCUCUCAAAUCACGCCUGUCCCAGGUGGGGUUGGCCCAAUGACUGUUGCCAUGCUCCUGCAAAAUGUAGUCGAUUCCGCUACAAUGUACUUCGAAAGAGAGAGGGUUAGGCAGAUCGUACCUCUACCGCUGAAGCUUAAGGACCCCGUUCCUUCGGAUAUCGCAGUUUCUCGGGCACAACACCCGAAGCAAAUAACUCGCAUUGCCCAAGAGGUUGGGAUCGAAGGGCAUGAGCUCGAGCCAUAUGGUGCGCACAAGGCUAAGGUGGAACUGGAUGUUCUCAAGCGUCUCCAACAUCGUCGCAAUGGCCGGUACGUAGUGGUUACAGGAAUCACUCCAACUCCGCUCGGCGAAGGAAAGUCUACAACCACCAUGGGUAUUGCCCAAGCUAUUGGAGCUCAUCUGAACCGCCUUGCUUUCGCAAAUGUUCGUCAGCCCAGUCAAGGGCCGACCUUUGGGAUCAAGGGUGGUGCUGCUGGGGGUGGUUACAGUCAGGUCAUUCCCAUGGAUGAAUUCAAUCUCCAUCUCACUGGUGACAUCCACGCCAUUACUGCUGCGAACAACCUGCUCGCCGCAGCGAUUGAAACCAGGAUGUUCCAUGAGAAUACCCAGAAAGAUGCCGCCUUAUAUAAACGUCUUGUGCCUGCAAAGAAAGGCAAGCGAGAGUUCCAACCUAUUAUGUUCCGCCGUUUGAACAAGCUUGGGAUUACGAAGACAAAUCCCGAUGAGCUCACAGAGGAUGAAAUUAAUCGCUUUGCAAGAUUGGAUAUCGACCCCGCGACCAUAACCUGGAGGCGAGUACUAGACGUCAACGAUCGCCAUCUGAGGGGUAUCACUGUCGGCACUGCCCCAACUGAAAAGGGCCAAACCCGAGAGACAGGGUUUGACAUCUCCGUGGCUAGCGAGUGUAUGGCUAUUCUUGCUCUGAGCAACAGUCUUGAUGAUAUGAGAGAAAGAUUGGGCAGGAUGGUCAUCGGAUCAUCGAGGCGUGGUGAACCGGUCACUUGCGACGAUAUUGGCGCGGGUGGCGCCCUCACGGCACUGAUGAAAGAUGCGAUUAAACCAACCCUUAUGCAGACCCUGGAGGGAACUCCAGUUUUCGUUCAUGCUGGUCCUUUUGCAAACAUCAGCAUUGGUGCUAGCUCUGUGCUGGCUGACAAGAUUGCCUUGAAGCUUGCUGGAACUGAGGCUGAUGAGAACCACAACGAGAAGACUGGAUUCGUCGUCACCGAGGCUGGAUUUGAUUUCACCAUGGGAGGCGAGCGAUUCUUCAACAUCAAGUGCCGCUCCUCAGGCCUUGUCCCGGAUGUUGUUGUCAUCGUAGCAACCGUUCGAGCACUGAAGGUUCAUGGUGGUGGACCUCCAAUUGCCCCUGGUGCUGCACUUCAGCAAGUAUAUCGUGAGGAGAAUGUGGAACUUCUUCGACAUGGUUGCGUCAACCUUAAGAAACAAAUUGCGAAUGCUAGACAAUAUGGCGUACCUGUCGUAGUUGCUAUCAACAGAUUCGAAACCGACACCCCCGCCGAGCUCGAGGUCAUCCGGGCAGAGGCGAUUGCUGCUGGUGCCGAAGAUGCCAUCCCGGCAAACCACUGGGCCGAAGGUGGAAAGGGCGCUGUUGACCUCGCUAAGGGUGUCAUCGCCGCGAGUGAGAAGGAGAAGAACUUCGACUUCCUUUACAGUCUCGAGGGAGAUGUUCAGACUCGCAUUGAGGCAAUUGCAAAAAUCAUGUAUGGUGCUGAAAAGGUCGUAUUCAGCGAACUCGCACAGAAGAAGGUGGAUACCUAUAUCAAGCAAGGUUUCGGCAACCUUCCAAUCUGCAUUGCCAAAACCCAAUAUUCGCUAUCUCACGACCCGGACCUCAAGGGUGCGCCGACUGGGUUUACCGUGCCUAUCAGGGAUGUGCGGUUAGCUGCUGGUGCCGGAUAUCUAUACGCAUUAGCAGCCGAUAUCCAGACCAUCCCCGGUCUGCCUACUGCUCCUGGAUAUCUCAACGUCGACGUCGACACUGAGACCGGAGAGAUCGACGGGUUAUUUUAA
Molecule: messenger RNA, 3261 nt
Organism: Venustampulla echinocandica
Lineage: Eukaryota; Fungi; Ascomycota; Leotiomycetes; Helotiales; Pleuroascaceae
Product: FTHFS-domain-containing protein
Exons: 5
Coding region: 1-3261 (1086 amino acids)
Biological process (GO): tetrahydrofolate interconversion
Cellular component (GO): cytosol
Molecular function (GO): ATP binding; methenyltetrahydrofolate cyclohydrolase activity; methylenetetrahydrofolate dehydrogenase (NADP+) activity
Source: RefSeq, a predicted model, not a curated record